AUGAUUGCAUCCGAUCCCCCUGUACUCUCUAACUGGGAUUUUUCCGGGGUACACGACCUACUGAGGUCGCCCACCUACAAGGGCACCUCCGAACCUUUUCGCCACCAUGAAGAUUCCACCCCGUCGUUUCCUGAUGAGGAAACCAAGCAUCCUACUUGCCAUACCCGAGAAAUCAUGUCGCCCUCAUCGCAACGAAGCUUUCCCAGGCUAGGUGACUUCAGCGCAGUCUGGGAGCUUUUACAUGGAGAAUCUGCUCCCACCAGUGUCGCAUCACCUUCAGUGACCACUAAGUCUGAGCUGGACAUGGCUCAACCACCACUUGAUGAAGUCCCUUCUGCUUUGAUUGAGAAGUCCAGCAAAGGUGCCUCGUUUUCUGGUCUUACUAACCAUGUGCCAACUUCUCCAUCAAUCACUAUUUUGAAGCGCGUUCCAGGCCACAAGCCCCUCGCUGAGAAUACUAAGAAUGCCAGUGUGAAUAUGCCACUUGAUAUUCCACGAACACCCGCUAAACCGAUUGCCGGAGCCGGUGAUCUAAGUGACACACCUAAGGCGAAAUCCAAGCGCCGGUCCCGUGGAAAGACUUCCCGAAAUGAUCCGUUUUCCUCGGAAGGUAGUGCCGGUGUAGACUCAGACACAAGCCUUGUUUUUGAUCCUCCUAUGUGUGCGACAACGGAUGCAUUCGCAUUCAUCCCUGCCCAAGUGGGCACCCCUGAAGCGAAGCAUAACCGCUAUGAUACUCCGCCUUCUUCAUACGAUGAUUCGGACUGUACAUUGACUGCCGACACUAUCAAAGGCCUUGCUGGAGGCACUCAUGUUCGAUCUACUUUGUACAAGUCAUCCAUCGAGCGGAGAGUCGCUUUGGUGCGCAGACUCCUUGAUGAUUUCCCUGAGUAUGCCACAAUCGUUUCUCGUUCGAAAGAGACCUUGACAGGUUCCAGCGAGGGCAUUGACUCCCCUCCAAUUCAUGUUUUUAUUGACAUGUCAAACAUCCUGGUGGGAUUCCACGACGCUGUGAAAGCCUCUCGAAGCAUUCCCCUCUCCACUCGUAUCCGUCGCAUCCACAUGUCCUUCUCCAAUUUGGCGCUAAUCAUGGAACGCGGUCGUCAAACCGCCAAGAGAGUCUUGGUCGGUUCCGAUCGACUGCCCUCCAUCGACGAAGCGGAGAGUCUUGGCUACGAAACAAAUAUCCUUGAGCGUGUCCAAAAGAAGUCCGGCACACCUCGUCUAGAGAAGGUCUGGAAAGAUGGCCUCCCUAGCAAGGGGACAAUCGGCGGUCCUGAAACGGUCGCCGCCCCUGGACGGGUCGAACAGGGUGUAGACGAAAUUCUACACCUGAAGAUGCUUGAGAGCCUCAUUGACACGGACAAGCCAGCAACGAUUGUUCUGGCGACCGGAGACGCAGCAGCGGCGGAGUUUUCCGGCGGUUUCAUGAAAAUGGUUGAGCGUGCAUUACGACGCAGGUGGAAAGUUGAGCUGGUCAGCUUCGCUCAGGGUACGAGCUAUGCGUAUCGCAGAAAGGAAUUCCGAAAUCAGUGGGGCGAUCAGUUUCAGCUGAUCGAGCUUGAUCCAUAUGUGGAAGAGCUCUUUGAUCGAUGA
Molecule: messenger RNA, 1596 nt
Organism: Penicillium bovifimosum
Lineage: Eukaryota; Fungi; Ascomycota; Eurotiomycetes; Eurotiales; Aspergillaceae
Product: NYN domain-containing protein
Exons: 2
Coding region: 1-1596 (531 amino acids)
Biological process (GO): protein import into nucleus
Cellular component (GO): nucleus
Molecular function (GO): guanyl-nucleotide exchange factor activity; small GTPase binding
Source: RefSeq, a predicted model, not a curated record